AUGGCUAGUGUGCGGACAUUCAGAUCGCUGGCGACACCUGCGCGGCAGGCAAUUGCGUCGUCCAAGCGGAGGGCAUCGCUGCUCCCCGCGCUGCAGGUCCGCGCCCACUCCUCUAAGCAUCCCAAGGGCUUCGAGCCGCCCACCCAGGCCGACCUGACUGAACUGCGCGAGAGGGUUCAGGAAUUCACACGCCGCGAGAUCUCCGAGGAGGUCGCGUCACACACGGACAAGAGCAAUGCCUUCCCCAAUGACAUGUGGCCCAAGCUGGGCGAGGCCGGGUUCCUGGGCAUGACAGCCGACGAGGACUACGGUGGUCUUGCUAUGGGCUACCAGGCGCACUGCAUAGUCCUGGAGGAGAUAUCCCGGGCCAGCGGGUCGAUCGGUCUAAGCUACGCAGCCCACUCACAGCUCUGCGUCAACCAGAUCCAGUUGAACGGCACGCCCGAGCAGAAAGACAAGUACCUGCCCGGCCUGAUUGCCGGGACCAGCAUUGGCGCUCUCGCCAUGUCCGAGUCAGGCGCUGGCAGCGAUGUCGUGAGCAUGCGCACCACGGCCAAGGCAGUCGAUGGUGGGUAUGUCAUCAAUGGCACCAAGAUGUGGAUCACGAAUGGUCCUGAUGCGGAUGUCAUCGUGGUGUAUGCAAAGACCGAGCCCGACAAGGCCUCCAAGGGGAUUACUGCCUUCCUCGUUGAGACAAAGUCCAAGGGCUUUAGCUGUGCGAGGAAGCUGGACAAGAUGGGGAUGCGCGGCAGCAAUACUGGUGAGCUCGCGUUCGAGGAUGUCUUUGUUCCCGAGGAGAAUGUCCUGGGAAAGAUCAACGGGGGCGUCCGCGUACUCAUGGAGGGCCUCGACCUUGAGCGUCUGGUUCUCAGCGCCGGACCCCUGGGCAUCAUGCAGGCGGCCCUCGAUGUUGCUCUGCCUUUUACCCACCAGCGGAAGCAGUUUGGCCAGCCGAUCGCGCAAAACCAAUUUGUGCAAGGAAAGCUUGCGGACAUGUAUACUAAACUUCAGGCAUCAAGAGCGUACACGUAUGGUACAGCAAAGGCAGUCGAUGAGGAAGGCAUCAUCAAGACGCAAGACUGCGCAGGAGCCAUUUUAUAUGCUGCAGAGAGAGCGACGGAAUCUACAUUGGAUUGCAUCCAGCUUUUGGGAGGCAUGGGCUACGUGGAGGAGAUGCCAGCCUCGAGGCUUUUGAGAGAUGCCAAACUGUACGAGAUUGGUGCAGGAACGUCAGAGAUCCGACGGAUGGUUAUUGGCAGAGCAUUUAACAAGGAAUAUGCCAAUGCCUAG
This is a messenger RNA of Neoarthrinium moseri, 1290 nucleotides long. RefSeq lists its product as uncharacterized. Gene Ontology annotation, biological process: L-leucine catabolic process. The transcript is spliced from 2 exons. Lineage: Eukaryota; Fungi; Ascomycota; Sordariomycetes; Amphisphaeriales; Apiosporaceae. The record is from RefSeq and is a predicted model, not a curated record. Gene Ontology annotation, molecular function: 3-methylbutanoyl-CoA dehydrogenase activity; flavin adenine dinucleotide binding. The coding region runs from base 1 to 1290 and encodes 429 amino acids.